CUCGGCGCCCCAGGGGCGGCGGAGGUGCCGGGAGCCAUGGUGAUCAUGUCGGAGUUCAGCGCGGCCCCGUCGGGUGUGGGCCAGGGCCAGCAGAAGCCGCUCCGGGUGGGCUUUUACGAUAUCGAGCGGACCCUGGGCAAGGGCAAUUUCGCGGUGGUGAAGCUGGCCCGGCAUCGAGUCACCAAAACCCAGGUAGCAAUAAAAAUAAUUGAUAAAACACGCCUAGAUUCAAGCAAUUUGGAGAAAAUAUAUCGUGAGGUUCAGAUCAUGAAGCUUCUGAAUCAUCCCCAUAUCAUAAAGCUGUAUCAGGUUAUGGAAACAAAGGAUAUGCUUUACAUUGUCACUGAAUUUGCAAAAAAUGGAGAAAUGUUUGAUUACUUGACUUCCCACGGGCACCUCAGUGAGAAUGAAGCACGGAGGAAGUUCUGGCAGAUUCUGUCAGCCGUGGAGUACUGCCACAGCCAUCACAUCGUGCACCGGGACCUCAAGACCGAGAAUCUGCUGCUGGACGCCAACAUGGACAUCAAGCUGGCAGACUUUGGAUUUGGGAAUUUCUACAAGUCAGGGGAGCCUCUGUCUACAUGGUGUGGGAGCCCCCCGUACGCAGCCCCAGAAGUCUUCGAGGGGAAGGAGUACGAAGGCCCUCAGCUCGACAUCUGGAGCCUCGGUGUUGUGCUGUACGUCCUCGUCUGCGGCUCUCUCCCCUUCGAUGGGCCCAGCCUGCCAGCCCUGCGGCAGCGGGUGCUUGAGGGCCGGUUCCGCAUCCCCUUCUUCAUGUCUCGAGACUGUGAGACGCUGAUCCGCCGCAUGCUGGUGGUGGACCCGGCCAAGCGCAUCAGCAUCGCCCAGAUCCGGCAGCACAGGUGGAUGCAGGCCGACCCCACCCUGUGUCUCACCCGCCCCACCAGCACUGCGCUCAGCUACAACUCCAACCUGGGUGACUAUGACGAACAGGUGCUGGGCAUCAUGCAGACCCUCGGGGUGGACCGGCAGAGGACCGUGGAGUCACUGCGGAGCAGCAGCUAUAACCACUUUGCGGCCAUCUAUUACCUCCUGCUGGAGCGGCUGAAGGAGUACCGCAACAGCCCGCCGUCGGCCCGACCCGUCCCAGCCCGGCAGCAGAGGCCUAGAAGCUCUGAUCACAGUGGUUUGGAGGUGCCUCCGGAAAGCCUCCCGGGUGAUGUUUUCCGGUCCUCCCUGCUGUGCCCGCAGCCCCAGACCUUGGGCCAGUCCAUCCUGCAGGCCGAAAUGGACUGCGACCUCCACAGCUCGCUCCAGUGUCCCUUGCUCUUCCCUGUGGAUGCCAACUGCAACGGUGUGUUCCGGCAUCGCUCGGUGUCCCCCAGCAGCCUGCUGGACACAACCAUCAGUGAGGAGGUUAGGCAAGGCCAGGGCCUGAAGGAGGAGCCAGAGGCCCAGAGGCCCCUGCCUGGCAGCACGGGCCGGAGGCACACGCUAGCCGAGGUCUCCACCUUCUCCCCGUGCACCCCUCCAUGUAUAGUCAUCUCCUCCUCCGUGGCGAGUCCUUCGGAAGGCACCAGCUCUGACAGCUGUCUGACCUCGGCGGGUGACGGCCCAGCGGGGCUUAGCGGAUGCCUGGCUGCUCAGGGGCUGGUGGGCACCUGCUCCCCGCUCAAACUGGCCUCACCGCUGCUGGGGGCCCAGUCUGCCACCCCAGUGCUACAGGCUCAGGGGGCCCUGGGAGGAGCUGCCCUGCUCCCCAUCAGCUUCCAGGAAGGCCGGAGGGCUUCGGACACCUCACUCACUCAAGGCCUGAAAGCCUUCCGGCAACAGCUGAGGAAGAAUGCGAGGACCAAGGGGUUUCUGGGCCUGAACAAAAUCAAGGGACUGGCUCGCCAGGUGUGCCAGCCCUCUUCCAGUCGGGCCACACGGGGUGGCCUGAGCGCCUUCCAGUUGCCCACACAGAGCACGGGCCUGCAUGGCAGUGGGGCCAGUGGCCGGGAGGGCAGGAGCCUACUGGAGGAGGUGCUGCACCAGCAAAGGUUGCUCCAGUUACAGCACCAGCCAGCAGUCCUGCCCAGCUGCCAGCAGGCUCCACAGCUGCCCCCAGUCCCACUGGUCCUGACCACUUGUGACAGUGCCCUCCUCAUGUCUGGACUCCAGAAGGAGCUAGGGCUGGGACCUGGCCCGAUGCUGCCACCCCACCUCCUCCAGGCCGGGGUCUCCCCGGUGGCCUCAGCAGCCCAGCUCCUGGACACCCACCUGCACAUCAGCACUGCCACGCCACCCCUCCCCGCCGCCACACCCCUGCAGCCACACUUUGCCAUGCUGCCCCCGGGUUUUGACCCCAUGGGGCUGCCGCAGGGGGACUGUGAGAUGGAGGACUUGACCUCCGGCCAGCUGGGCACAUUUGUCCUGGUGCAGUGAGGGACACCACCCGCCACCCUCUUCCCGCAUGGGCUGCCGACUCCUCGAAGCAAUAAUCUCAGAGUAUGUGAAGACGAUUCUAGACUCAAAGCCAAUAACUUCCUAGAAGCAAAACAAGCAAUACGUUUGGUGUUUUGGCUUUUUAGUUUAUUUUUUUGUUUUAUUUUCUUGCACUGAGCAAUUGCUACCAUGAGUAGGGACUGGAAAGUUUCUGAAGAAAAAUAAUACUUGCGGGUGUGCCGUGGGGGUGGGUGGACAGGAGGGGGAGAAGGGAGAGGACAGGGCUAGCAGUGCUCCACUGUGAAUCGGGGGCUGCAGGAGGGCACCAUCAGCGCCCUCGCCCCUGGCAUGCUGCGUCACGGAGGGCGUGGCCUGGGACGAAGCCACGGGGGAGCCGACGCCGAGGAAGCCAGCGAGUGCGUCUCUACCGCGUGUGCGUCUCCACCGCGUGCGCGUGCAGCGUUGAGUCGUAGCCUUUGUCACUGGACAGUUCUCCACUUCCUGAAACGUCUAUGCUUCGAGCGGAAGCUGUGAACUUCGUGCUCUGUGUACCGGUCUGUAGCAGCUCCAACAGCCAGCCCUGGAGAGGGUAAUCUGCAGGUCCUUGGGAUUUUGUCCCCUGAAGUCAGAAUACAGAGGAUCACUUUUUCUUCUUUUAGAUGAGAAGUUUCAUAAAAUGCUCGAUGGUGGGUUCCGGGAGUCUUCCGAGGAGCCACGAGGAAGAACCUCAAAGGGGCGGGCUGGCUGCGGGGUAGGCUCUGUACGGGCACUUGGCAUAGGGCCCGCAAGGGAAGUUACCUCCUGCCGUACAUCUUAUUUCCGCUGCUAAUUAAGUUUUUAUGCAUUUCAUUAUCAGGGUCCAAAAAGAACAACUGACUGGGGGGAUGUGCAAUACGGUGAGGCCGGGCGGAGAGGAGCGGGCGUGAGGCCUGCUCGGGUCGCUCAAUGGGCGGCCGCCUUCCCCAGGCCUGCACCUGUCAGGCUUCUUUCAAGAAAAAGAUGAGAGGUCAGGUCAUUCAAGUUGUGUUUCUUUUUAAGCAAAUACUGUACAUGUGUAUAAAUAGACAGAUAGACACUACUUAUUUUUUAUAUUUUUUACUACACCUUUGUGUUCCUGGUUUAAAUUCCCCUCUGGCAAUGUUACAAAGUGCGACACCAGGUCCGUGUGGAGGAGGAGACAAGGUGCGCCCUGCCUGGCAGGUAGCCUCAGGUGGUGGCCCAGGGGCCACGGGCUCUGCAGUGAAGGCAGGACCGCUACAGCGAGCUCCUGCUGCCCGCUCGGCGCUGGGCCCUGACCCCGGUGCCUGCCGCCCCCUUGGCUCGUACACCCUCAGUAUUAAACGUGGUGACGGCCGGGGGAGGUGGGCAUUUGUAAAAGCCAAAGAUCACCGGAGUUUCUGGAGGGUGGGGAGGUGGUCCAGAGGGGUCACCGCCCCUGCCGCCCUGUGUCUGCCCAGCUUGCUGCUACUGCCCCUCCCACCGCCACCACUGCUGCUCUGGCGGCUUCAGUGACGGGGCGAAGGACUGUCCUUGCACCUGCCACUGAGAACUCUCCCAAGCCUCCACCGCUCGGAAGGUUGGGGACAGAACCCGGCAUCAUGGGGCAGCUGGGCCUCUGCUUCCAUCGCACAGAGGCAGCAGCACGUGAUCCAACACAGAACCCGCUCCCCUUUGGGAUCAGUUUCUGUUCUAACGCCAGAGAUCAAAGGCCUCAGAACCAUGACAAGCACUUUACUUUCCCGUGGUUUUCUUUCUCGUUGCUGUAAGUCAAGGUGUGUGUCUUGUUUUUAGUGUGUGUGACGUGUUUUAUAGGUUUCUCCACAGUGCUGUUCUCGAAUGAAUGCAGUAGCCUGUUAAAGGCACUCUGCGAGCUGAUUAAGAUGUAUAUGGUUUGUUUUUGUUUUUUACCAUAACUGAAUUAAUUGUUUUGUUUCUUAUGUUAACAUGAGAAAUGUAUGCCAAAUGAUUAGUGGAUGUAUGUUUUUUAAUUUAAUAUUUAAAUAAAAUA
Molossus molossus (Pallas's mastiff bat) is the source of this 4396-nucleotide messenger RNA. It is a transcript of the gene SIK1, whose product is annotated as salt inducible kinase 1. The transcript has 14 exons. Gene Ontology annotation, cellular component: cytoplasm. Bases 37 to 2388 code for a protein of 783 amino acids. The record is from RefSeq and is a predicted model, not a curated record. Gene Ontology annotation, molecular function: protein serine/threonine kinase activity; ATP binding; tau-protein kinase activity. Gene Ontology annotation, biological process: intracellular signal transduction; microtubule cytoskeleton organization; protein phosphorylation. NCBI's taxonomy places the organism in Eukaryota, Metazoa, Chordata, Mammalia, Chiroptera, Molossidae.